AUGCUCGGCCGUUUGUGUAUGGGCACCCAAGAAGCGCUGGAGGCGUACGACAAUUUCGCGAGCGAGAUCUUCUCCAAGAGGCGGAGGAGCCUCACGGAGAAGUACAAGGCGAAGGCUCUCGAAGAGACCGUGAAGAAGCUCGUCCGCGCCCAGGAGAAAGGCAGUGUCAUGCGGAGCCGGCGCCCAGGCCAAGAAAAGGGCCAUGCCUUCGUCUGCACCAUGCCCGCUCAACGACACAAGGAGAUGGUCUGCCUAAGGACUUAUGAUGUCGAAGGGGACAAGUAUCCAAACUGUCUCAUAUACGAAGCGGCCCGGGCGACCACAGCAGCGACCACGUACUUCAAACCCAUGACCAUCAAGGACGAGGAGGGCAAGGAGGAGAAGCUCGUGGAUGCCGCCCUGGGGACUAACAAUCCAAUUUCGAUACUGUGGGACGAGGCUGUCAAUCUGUUCGGCAGAAAACGCAGGCUCGGCUGCGUGGUCAGCCUUGGCACGGGGUCUCGCAAAGUCGAAAUGGCGCCCGGGGGAGAAAAGUUGAAGGAGAAGGCCAAGUUCCUCAUCAGCGCAAUCAAGUUGAUGAAAGAGAUCGGCACGGACUCGGAGAAGGACCAUCAGAGAUGGCAGGUCAAGUUUGAGGAAUUCGAAAACACUUACUUCCGUCUGAAUGUUGACGGAGGUGCUCAAGGCAUCGAGCUCUCGGACUGGCAGAAGAUAGGACAGCUGAAAGCAAGGACGCGGGACUAUUUACAAAAUCCCAGCGUGAAGAAGACGAUUGAUGACCUGGCUGAGGUGCUAGUGGAGAACAAAAGCUCAGGCUUGAACCUUGCUCACGGCAGCAGUCUGAGCAAAGAGACCACCAUACCAGCAGAGCCGAGAGCUAUUCGCAGGGGUAAAUCUAGCAACAUAUUCACAGGCCGAGAAGCAAUUCUGAAUAGGCUCGACAAACACUUUGGGCCUCGUAAGCCUGGUGAUACGUCUAGGCGAGAAUUCCACCUCCGUGGCAUGGGCGGCGUAGGUAAGACCCAGAUCGCCUUGAAGUUCACGGAAAGAAACGAAAAGAGAUUCCAUAUUUUAUGGGUGGAUGCGACCGACGCCGUCACUACGGAGCAAAGCUACAAGCAGAUAGCCACGAUCAUAUUCGGUUCAGAGGAGAAAAAGGACCCGGUGCAGGAAGUCCUUCUCUGGCUGCAGAAAAGAGAAGAACAGUGGUUGCUGGUGUUCGAUAACGCCCCACCCUCGAGUCUCGCCAAGUAUUUGCCCGACGGAGAUCAUGGUAACAUCCUCUACACGAGCAGACAGCAUAAUUUGCAGCCACGCCUACGGCCAGAUUGCGUGGCGAGCAUCGAUACCAUGGAUGCUCCCGAAGGCAUACUGCUACUCCUCAGAUCCGCACAGAAAGCCACCGACGUAGCCGAAAACCGGGAAUUGGCAAGGUCCAUCGUCAAUGCGUUGGGAUUGUUGCCUUUGGCUAUCGAUCAAGCUGGGGCCUAUAUACACAUGGCUCCAUGUCCGCUGAAUGAGUACCUGGCAGUCUUCAACGAACAGAAGGAAGUGCUGCUCCGCAGCCCGCGUUUCAAGGGAGGCGAUGAGCAACGACAUAUUGCUGUCUAUGCCACGUUCAACAUCUCUUACAGAGCCAUCAAGGCCUUCGCCGACAAGAAAGAGGACAUGGCUAGGGUCAAGGACGCCUCGAAUGCGCUCAAGCUCCUCAGCUUGAUUUCUUUCUAUCACAAUGAGGGUGUUAUGGGUAUCGUUUUCGAACGGGCAGCUUUGAACCGUUGUGAACUCGGGAGGGCUGAAAAGUUUCCGCUCAAGGCUGGUGAAGUCGACCUUGAGAGUCUUAUCGGGACUUGUGAAACGGAAAUCACACCGGAGCAUCCAGACGGAAGAGACUGGCUAUGCGCCGACGUCGUCGGAGGCCUCGGCUUCCUCAACGAGUUCUCGCUCAUCAAAUUUGACAUCUCAAUCGACUACGUCAAUAUGCAUGUCCUUGUGCACGAAUGGGCCAGGAGCCGAAUGGACGGGGACGAGCGAUCCAACUGGGGUGUUGCGGCCAAAAGCCUGGUCAUGGACUCAAUCAAGCUCGAAAAUGGUGUCCAGGGCACUCGAUACCGCCGCGAUAUACUGCCUAACAUGGAAGCCUGCCUGAAGCACAGUUCCAACUUGGAUGCCGCCGAGGCGAUGAUGUUGAAGGCAUUGGAGUACAGGAAGGCGUAUUUUGGCCCUCUUCAUAGUGGCCCGUUCUCAGCUAUGUCAAAGCUCGCACGUUUGUACAAGACACAGGGGAAAUACGACAAGGCAGAGGAGAUGCUCUUGGAAGUCAUCGACAGGCGUACACUUUAUCUGAAAGAGCGCAAAUGGCAGGCUUUUAAGGAAGCAAACGUGACCACUGCGGACGAAAAGGUGCGUCAGAAGACUGUGCUUGACGAAUAUAAUCCUUUUGACGAUCGGAAUCUCCGAAAAGAUAAAAUGGUAUUAGCCGAGGUGCUGGCCAAAAAGGACAUCAUGUCAGCAGCAGCGGAUAUUUACGAGGAGUUUAUGAGGUGGAGCGAGACAGAGCAUGGGAUGGAUAGCGCAGAGGCACGCCGCUGGCGACAGCGGGCCAGCCAGGCUCGAGACACCAGCUUUGACCGACAGGUCGACGAAAGUCAGUCCAUGACCAUCCAAGAGGCACAAGAAAAGCUCGAGAGCACGGUGGCUGAGCUAGGGCCUGUCCACCAUUCAACGACCCACGCGAAAGAGCAACUGGCCAAAGUGCUCACAAGACAAGGCGCAUUCCGGGAGGCGUCGACGCUGCUAUGGGAGGUGUGUGAUUGGAACAAGAGUCUCUACGGUGAGUACUCGUUGGGACACAUGGACGCGACGUCUGCCCUGGCCAAGUUGUACCUGAAGCAGAAUCGGCUGUAUGAUUCUGGGGACCUAUAUGCCGUAACGAUGACCAAAUACGACGAUUUGCUUGGGUUCUUUCACCCCAAGACUCUCGACAGUGUGUGGCAUCUGGCAUUAAUCUCGGCCGCCAAGGCCGAGUACGAAAAGGCAGUCACGUUCGUCGAAGUUUGCCUGAAUGGCUACAAGCACGCGUUGGGCACCGAACAUAGGAAGUCACAGAUCUGCGCCCACCUCCUGGUCCAGUAUCGGUACUACCUGAGGACAAUUCCCGACUACGUCAGGACCAGAAUCAGCAAUAAGGCGAUCCAGGCAAACAAAGAUGCGUAUGCUUUGGGAGAGUCCGCCCCACAGUGGAUGCGGGAAUGGCAACCUGUUUCCGAUGAGGCCAUGAUUCGGGAGCGUCUGGACCGUGGGGAAAUAGUCUACGGGUAUGAAAUGAAGGAAGUUGAUGUCGAUGGCUUGCCCUUCUAUCGGCUGAACCCGGUCAAAGAGUAUACCGGGCAGGAGACCGCGGUGAACAUAUUGCAAUGGCAAUAA
Messenger RNA from Diaporthe citri, 3426 nucleotides. RefSeq lists its product as uncharacterized. The transcript has 4 exons. Gene Ontology annotation, molecular function: protein binding; ADP binding. Bases 1 to 3426 code for a protein of 1141 amino acids. Lineage: Eukaryota; Fungi; Ascomycota; Sordariomycetes; Diaporthales; Diaporthaceae. Gene Ontology annotation, cellular component: membrane. Gene Ontology annotation, biological process: arachidonate metabolic process. The record is from RefSeq and is a predicted model, not a curated record.